This is a messenger RNA of Salvia splendens (bonfire salvia), 2316 nucleotides long. RefSeq names its product zinc finger MYM-type protein 1-like. NCBI's taxonomy places the organism in Eukaryota, Viridiplantae, Streptophyta, Magnoliopsida, Lamiales, Lamiaceae. Bases 1 to 2316 code for a protein of 771 amino acids. The record is from RefSeq and is a predicted model, not a curated record. The transcript is spliced from 2 exons.
AUGGAGAAAUUUCUCAAAAGCAAGAAUUUAAUAGUAGAAGGAAUACCAUCAAUUGGAGAAGGAGCAAGUGAUGAUCACUCUAAAAGAAGACAUGUGGAAAUCAAUUUGGAAGGCCGUCCUUCUGAUCCCGGGCUUAGAAAGAAUAUUUUCAGUUAUCAUCCUAAUGACCGUGAUAGAAUUAGAAGACAUUAUCUGCAACAAGACCCGUGUCAACUGAAGGGACACGAUUUUCCUCAGAAAAAAAUUGGCAACAUAUAUCGACGCUUUGUUCCAAAAUGGUUUGAGGAACAUGGAAAUUGGUUGGAAUAUAGUGUUUCAAAAGAUGCUGCAUUUUGCUUGUGUUGCUAUCUUUAUAGGCCAAAUUCUAGAGCACAAUCAAGUGGUGAAGUGUUUGUAUCAGAUGGAUAUACUAAUUGGAAGAAAAAAGAAAAAUUCAACGAGCACGUUGGAGGUCCAGAUAGUGCCCACAAUAGAGCAUGGAGAAGUUGUGAGGAUUUGAUGAAGCAACAACAACAUAUCCAAUUUGCUUUUGCAAAGCAAUCAACACAAGCACGAAAGGAUUAUCGCAUUCGCUUGACGGCUUCACUUGAUUGUAUCUGUUUGCUUCUAUCUCAAGGUAUGGCAUUCCGUGGUCACGAUGAAUCAAUAGAGUCUACAAAUCAAGGCAAUUUUCUUAUGCUCCUACGUUUUCUUGCCGGUCAUAAUGAUGAUAUAAAGAAGGUUGUCUUGAAUAAUGCUUCGGGAAAUCAAAAAAUGAUAGCUCCUGAUAUUCAAAAAGAUCUUGUCUGUGCUUGUGCUAUGGAGACAACUAAUGUUAUUCUUCAUGAGGUAGGUGAUGAAUACUUUUCUAUAUUAGUUGAUGAAUCUCGUGACAUAUCAGUCAAGGAACAAAUGGCGCUUGCUAUAAGAUUUGUCAAUUCAAAAGGAUGUGUGGUUGAACGGUUUAUUGGUAUUGUUCAUGUGAGAGACACCAAAGCUUCCUCAUUAAAAGCGGCUAUAGAAGUUUUGUUUUUGAAGCAUAAUUUGAGUUUGUCUAAAGUGCGAGGGCAAGGUUAUGAUGGAGCAAGUAACAUGCGAGGUGAAUUUAAUGGACUCAAGGCAUUGAUGCUGCAAGAGAACUCUUCUACCUAUUAUGUUCAUUGUUUUGCUCAUCAAUUACAACUAGCUCUUGUUGCUGUGGCAAAGAAAACACCACAAGUUGCUGUUUUUUUUAACUUGGUGAACAAUAUAACUACUAUAGUUGGAGCUUCAUGCAAGCGCAAAGAUUUACUUCAGGAGAAGCAAAUAGAAAGACUUUUGGGAGCAUUUGAUUGUGGUGAACUCUCAACGGGCACAGGUUCUAAUCAAGAAAGAAGUCUUCAAAGAGCUGGUGAUACACGUUGGGGCUCUCAUUAUAGGUCACUGAUAAAUUUGUCGAUGGUGUUCACUCCAGUUAUUGAGGUUCUCCAAAUCGUUGAAGAAGAUGGUACUGCAGAACAAAGUGGUGACGCAUGUUUGUUAUUAGGUGUUGUGCCAACUUUUGAGUUUGCAUUCAUUUUGCACUUGAUGACGACAAUCUUGGCAAUCACGAAUCAACUAUCUUUGGCAUUGCAAAGGAAAGAUCAAGAUAUUGUGAAUGCGAUGGCCUUAGUUGAAGUAGCAAAACAACCUCUACAAGAUAUGCGGGAUGAAGGAUGGGAGUCUCUGAUCAGCGAAGUAUCUAUAUUUUGUGAGAAAAAUGAUAUUGAAAUCAUAUAUAUGAAGGACAUGUAUAAGACUCCUGGUCGAGGUCGUCCUCAAAGGAAAGGUGAAGUUUUGACGAACUUGAAUUAUUUCAGGUUUGAGCUUUUUAAUGGUGUGAUCGAUUGGCAACUACAAGAACUCAACAAUCGCUUCAAUGAGGCUAACACAAAUUUGCUUCUUUGCGUGUCUUGCUUAAGCCCAAAGAGUUCCUUUGCUGCUUUUAACAAAUCCAAAUUGAUUGAACUUGCUCAUUGUUAUCCUUUGGAGUUCUCUGAAGUUAGUUUUCGGUUGCUUGACAAACAACUCGAGACUUAUAUCCGCGACAUGAGACCACAUGAAGAGUUCUCAAAUCUUGAAAGUAUUGGAGAUCUUUCUCAAAGGUUAGUUGCUACAGGAAGACAUAUUGUCUAUCCAUUGGUUUAUUUGCUUGUGAAGUUGGCUUUGGUUCUACCUGUUGCGACCGCAUCAGUUGAGAGGGAGAAUAAAGACUCCUGCAAAUUCUGUUGCUUGCUGGUGUUGCAGAGUGUACCGUUAGAGGGUGCAGAGCUGCUGCAGCUGUGCUGCAGCUGCCCUCCUUUAGAGCAUCUCCAGUAA